AACGACCCCAGCCAUGGUACUGAAUGGCUUCUGAGCCACGACUACAGCAAUCAUACCGCGCGCAUAUUGGUGCCCUGGUCUUAAUUGCAUCUUCUACGCCGGUUUACGUCUAGGUUUUGUCUCGGAGCCACUUCAGCAUACCGUAUAGUUGGAUCGUCAGGUAUUUGCUUUUGACUGCUAUUUCGGCUACACCCUUUCGCGAUGGAACGUGUUCAUCACUCCCGCCCACCGACGCGCAGGCAGGUGCUUGGUGAUGCUUCCCGUCGUGUCAAUCAAGGGAGCAGCCCUCAGCAUGAAGGUAAAGCGCAUCAAAUUGACAAUAACGAAUCAUCGCCACCGAGCCAUCUUCCCCACAACGAGUCCCUCGUCCCAAAUGGGAGUCUUGCAGUUCGCCAUCAACCACAACUAUCCCCAGAAAAUAAACGAAUCUCCGCUGUCAUUAACGACGAGUCUCGGCCGCAUAAUCCAAAGCGUGACUCUGAGAUCUCCAACACAAGCACCAACGCCUCUAGUACCGGUCGUCGACGAAAAACACACAUUGGUCCAUGGCAGCUUGGCAAAACUAUCGGUCGAGGGGGAUGCUCUCGCGUCAGGAUAGUGCGACACAGCAUGACCGGCCAGUACGGGGCAGCCAAGAUCAUAUCAAAAGCCACAGCAGAGAAAGUGAGGGCUUUGAGCCUGGCAAAUCUGAUCAAGAGCGCAGAAGAGGAGCCCUCCAUGUUUCCUGGGGGCAAAGUCAUUCCGUUUGGGCUCGAGCGUGAGAUUGUGAUUAUGAAGCUGUUGGAUCAUCCAAACAUCGUCCAUCUAUACGAUGUUUGGGAGAAUCGUAACGAAUUGUAUCUGAUUAUGGAACACAUCCAAGGCGGCGAACUCUUUAACUACAUCGGCGAACAAGGCGGAAUUCAAGAAGUAGAAGUCGUCCACCUCUUUCGACAGAUCAUUGCGGCGUUGCUUUACUGUCAUCGACUCAACAUCCACCAUCGCGAUCUGAAGCCCGAGAACAUUCUCUUAGACCGGAAGUCAUGGGAAAUCAAACUUGUCGACUUUGGCAUGGCAGCUCUACAGCCAGUGGGCAAGAAGCUCACUACUCCGUGUGGUAGUCCCCACUAUGCCGCGCCUGAAGUUAUCCGGACUCAAUCGUACGACGGUGGAAGGGCGGAUGUUUGGAGCUGCGGCGUCAUCCUCUACGUGAUGCUUUACGGUGCCCCACCUUUCAACUACUCUGGCGACGAUAGAGACCUGAAGCAUCUUUUUCGUGCCAUUGCCCACGCUGACUAUGUAAUGCCUGACACACUUUCACGCGAAGCUCAAGAUCUCAUCCGGCGAAUACUGGUUCCGGAUCCUAAGAGGAGAAUACCCAUUGAAGCUAUCUGGGACCACCCAUUCUUGCGCAAGUAUGAUGCGGGAUUGGGCUUUCAAGGAGAUAUGGCUACCAUGGCGCAUUGGGUUGGUCCAACCCCUGAAAUCAAAGGUUGGACCCCUUUGGAAUGGCAUACAAUCGACCGGGAGAUUCUCAGGAAUCUGCGCACACUCUGGCAUAGUGAGAAAGAGGAUGUGCUUGUGCAGCGUUUACUGAGUAAAGAGGGAAACCAAGAGAAGUACUUCUAUUCAGCACUUCUGAGGCAUCGCGAGGAACAAUUGGAAAACUAUGCACCUAGCCCCAACGCUGUUGGCUACUCGAACAGCGACCACCAUCACCAUGCAAAGAUUGAUCCAAGUGCUGGCGAUCUCCUGCAAUUACCAUCCAACAAACACAAACGAUCCCAAUCUGCAUACUCUAUUCUCAACGACGAGCACUUGUACUCGAAACACAGUUUCUACGAGCCACCUUCUUCUGACGUCAGCUACGACCCAUUUCGAGCAUCGAGAGAUCCCAUCAUCCCAGGUCAAGCCCUACACCGCAAUGUUACAGUACACCGGGGUGGCUCUGAUAGUGAAAGCCGUAGAAUGCGACCAGUCACAGCUCUAGGCCAUCGUACGGGGAGUUCACUACGGAUCCAGGCUCUGAAAAACUCUAAACAACGAAGCUCUAAUCUUUCGCAUAAUUCAUCGAAGCGAAGUACACCCUCCCAACGCUCUUCAUUAGCGGCGCGACGGAGGUCCAUGUCCAGGUCCUCCAUGGCAAGCUCACAUUGGCCGAGCAGCCCACCUGUUAUUGUCCGCCCUGGCAGCAUAGGGAGACGGGGAGUGAACUUUUCCCAUUUGCGGCGCAGCUCUGGUAGUGAGGCAAGCACGACUCCAUAUACGCCAGAACAGCGAAGGCUCACAAUUCGCUCCCGGGAAUCCGGAGGAUCCUCUACGAUAUCUCCACCACCCAGCCUCCACGUAACUCCUGCAGCUCGAUUAGUGGCAAAAGUAGCUGUAAACCCAAUGGUACCACGCCUACGAGUACGGAAGCCCGAGAGCCCAAGCAAGUAUAUCCAGAGUGAGGCUCGCAAAGUGAGCUGCGAGCUUGAAAAGGUUAUGGAAGAGGCUUUUAAUCGCUCUUCGAUGAGUGAAACUGUCCGAACAUCAGUUACAGAUCAGGAUGGGGAACCCAUUGGGUAUGAGACGCCACCCACGUCGUUUUCCAAUCGAGGCUCGGGAGCCAGUACAAUCGCAACACCAAACAACAGGGCGAUGUUGAAGAACAUUCAGAACCGCCCCCUUCCGCCGCUACCCAGUGAAACGCCAAAUACGUUCCUCCAGCGAAAGCUGGCUGAGACCCGGGAAGAGCUUGCUAAACGCUUGGAUGAAGACCCUGACAAUACCGGACACUUUGAAGAAGUGCUCGAACAUUUGGAUCGCCUUAUGCAGCCAAACACUGCCGGCGCUAAGCGCGCCUCUUCUGCACCCACUAAGUCUCCAGAAUGUCCUGGCUUGUUGCCAGUCAUUUCUGAGGAGGUCAGGGAUAGCGAAGAUCGGUUUGGCACCUAUAGUUCUAACUAUAGAGCUGUCACUGACCCAAUAAGGCCUACCCUCCACGGACGUAGAGCCAUGACCGAACAGCAAACGAUCCGAGUUGUGGAAAACUCUCCAACAUCGAUAGCUCCGCUGAACAUCCGUAAGCGGAGUGGUGCGAGGUCGAAUCCGCCGCCGCGAACAUACCAAAGUGUUCAUAACGAACUGCUUGCUACACGACCUAACGAUGGAGGUCCUUCGAGGACUGUUACACCUGCCGUUUCGGAGAAGAAAGAGGCUACGAUUACGAAGAAGAAGUCGUCCUGGUUCCGCCGCACCACGGAAGAGAAAGAGAGGCUGUCCGAAAACCAGCCUAGACCUGAGACAGGAGCACGGCUGAUGAUUCCGGAGGCGUGGCAGAGUCUUGAUGACCGUAUCAAGCCGGAGCAUCCGGCAAGUAAAAUGGCUUCUGGAGCGUUUCCUGGUUUGGCUAAACAUACCUCAAAGCAGUCUGGUGCGAGCAGCGAGUUCCCGAUGCGUAAUCGGAAUUCUACGAUUGCGAAAGGAGAGGGUACGGGUGGACGAAAGGGAUUUUUAGGCUUAUUUGGGAAGAAGGCGAAAGAGGAUAAGGGAAAGAAGCUGAUGGAGUUAGGAUCCACCGAUCUCAGCUCCUCAUCUCUCCUUUCCGGCGGUUUCGACCUCGCCCCCGGCUCCAACGACGGCGUUCCAAUCCGGCCGCCAGAGUUACAAAUGAACUGGCUGUCUCGGUUCCUGCACAUCAAGCCUGCCAACAAGAUCCUCUGCUUCCAAAUCGGCCGCGGGAAAGUCCGACAAGACCUCGUCCGGCUGCUACGAGACUGGCAGCGCUUCGGCGUCCGCGAUGUUAGCUACGAUCGCAAGUCCAACAGUAUCAAUGCGCAUAUUGAUAAGAAUAACCAUCUCAAAAUCAAGCCUGUGUCCCUGGUCAUUGAACUUUUCGUCGUUCUAGAGCAUGGACGUCGCGCGAACCUUUGCUUGGCGCGGUUCACGCAGACACGAGGCGCAGCGUCGAGUUUCCGCAAGGUUGUGGAUAUUGUUGAGAAUGUGUGUCGGGCUAGGAGUAUGCUUGUUGAGGAUGAGGACAAGAAGUCGGCUAUGUGUGAAGUGCUUUCUUGAAGAGUUGGAUCGAAGGAAACUCUGUUGACGGGUGCCUGGAAAUACACUUCUCUCUCUGCUUCAGAGGCAUGCUGAACUGGGUAUUUUUCUUGGUACGGAGUGGAAUCCUUGGGGGCAGUGUUGGGGGUAAUGGUGAGUGGUGGUUGUUUGAACGCGCCGUCUUGGAUGCUGGGCGUGUGGACUUUACUGGCUAGGAUUGGAUUGGAUUGCGGGCCUUGGGGCAUCGUU
Molecule: messenger RNA, 4263 nt
Organism: Lindgomyces ingoldianus
Lineage: Eukaryota; Fungi; Ascomycota; Dothideomycetes; Pleosporales; Lindgomycetaceae
Product: Pkinase-domain-containing protein
Exons: 6
Coding region: 202-4035 (1277 amino acids)
Biological process (GO): intracellular signal transduction; protein phosphorylation
Cellular component (GO): cytoplasm
Molecular function (GO): ATP binding; protein serine/threonine kinase activity
Source: RefSeq, a predicted model, not a curated record